GUGGCAGAGGCGGCACCAGCCAUGUUGGCCGGGCCGAGGUCCUCGCUGAGGCCGGGGGCGGGGCGUGGCCGGCUCUGAUUUCGGUGCCACGGCCUGCUCCUGCUCGGCGGAGGGGACGGAUUCUGUAAGGCGAGGCGACAGGCUCAGAUCUCGCAAGGGAGGCACUUAGAAAUAGGAAUCAAGGUCCACAAUGACAACCUAUUUGGAAUUCAUCCAACAAAAUGAAGAACGAGAUGGAGUCCGAUUUAGUUGGAAUGUUUGGCCAUCAAGUCGACUGGAAGCUACAAGAAUGGUUGUUCCUGUGGCAGCUCUCUUUACACCACUGAAGGAGAGACCUGAUCUACCACCUAUCCAAUAUGAGCCUGUUCUGUGCAGUAGGACCACUUGUCGUGCAGUUUUGAAUCCUUUAUGUCAAGUGGAUUAUCGAGCAAAACUCUGGGCUUGCAACUUUUGUUAUCAAAGGAAUCAGUUUCCACCUACUUAUGCCGGUAUAUCUGAACUCAAUCAACCUGCUGAACUUUUACCUCAGUUUUCUAGCAUCGAAUAUGUAGUUCUGCGUGGUCCUCAGAUGCCUUUGAUAUUUCUCUAUGUGGUUGAUACGUGCAUGGAAGAUGAAGAUUUACAGGCCUUAAAAGAAUCCAUGCAGAUGUCAUUAAGUCUUCUACCACCUACAGCUUUGGUUGGACUUAUUACUUUUGGGAGAAUGGUGCAGGUUCAUGAACUUGGAUGUGAAGGCAUUUCAAAAAGCUAUGUCUUCAGAGGAACAAAAGAUCUCUCUGCAAAACAAUUGCAGGAAAUGCUGGGACUCUCCAAAGUACCGGUUACUCAAGCAACACGUGGUCCUCAGGUACAGCAGCCACCUCCUUCCAAUAGAUUCUUACAGCCAGUACAGAAAAUAGACAUGAAUCUCACAGAUCUUCUUGGAGAACUUCAGCGAGACCCUUGGCCUGUACCACAGGGAAAGAGGCCUUUGCGUUCCUCUGGAGUGGCACUUUCUAUAGCUGUAGGACUGCUGGAGUGUACUUUUCCCAAUACUGGGGCUCGUAUCAUGAUGUUCAUCGGUGGUCCUGCUACUCAGGGGCCUGGAAUGGUGGUUGGAGAUGAAUUGAAGACACCUAUAAGAUCAUGGCAUGACAUUGAAAAAGAUAAUGCCAAAUAUGUUAAAAAGGGAACUAAGCAUUUUGAAGCACUGGCUAAUCGAGCUGCUGCAACUGGCCAUGUUAUUGAUAUCUAUGCAUGUGCGUUAGAUCAGACAGGUCUCAUGGAGAUGAAAUGCUGUCCCAACCUCACUGGAGGGUACAUGGUAAUGGGUGAUUCUUUCAACACUUCCUUAUUCAAGCAGACUUUUCAAAGGGUCUUUACCAAAGAUAUGCAUGGACAGUUUAAAAUGGGCUUUGGUGGUACAUUAGAAAUAAAGACUUCAAGGGAAAUUAAGAUUUCAGGAGCUAUUGGACCCUGUGUGUCUCUCAAUUCUAAAGGACCCUGUGUGUCUGAAAAUGAGAUUGGAACAGGUGGUACUUGUCAAUGGAAGAUAUGUGGACUUAGUCCCACUACAACCCUAGCCAUAUAUUUUGAGGUGGUCAAUCAGCAUAAUGCUCCAAUUCCUCAAGGAGGGCGUGGUGCAAUCCAGUUUGUGACUCAGUAUCAGCAUUCAAGUGGGCAGAGACGCAUCCGAGUGACCACCAUUGCUAGGAACUGGGCAGAUGCUCAAACACAAAUCCAAAACAUCGCUGCAUCUUUUGACCAGGAAGCAGCAGCCAUUCUUAUGGCCCGGCUGGCAGUAUAUAGAGCAGAAACAGAAGAAGGGCCAGAUGUGCUUAGGUGGCUGGACAGACAGCUCAUUCGACUGUGUCAGAAGUUUGGAGAGUAUCAUAAAGAUGAUCCAAGUUCCUUCAGAUUUUCAGAAACUUUCUCCCUUUAUCCACAGUUUAUGUUUCAUUUAAGAAGAUCUCCUUUCUUGCAAGUUUUUAACAAUAGUCCUGAUGAGAGUUCAUAUUAUCGUCACCACUUCAUGCGUCAAGAUCUGACCCAGUCUCUAAUCAUGAUUCAACCUAUUCUGUAUGCAUAUUCUUUUAGUGGACCCCCAGAGCCGGUUCUACUGGACAGCAGCAGCAUUCUUGCAGAUCGUAUUCUGCUCAUGGACACAUUCUUCCAGAUUUUGAUUUAUCACGGUGAGACCAUAGCGCAGUGGCGGAAGUCGGGAUACCAGGACAUGCCAGAAUAUGAAAAUUUCCGCCACCUUCUGCAAGCUCCAGUGGAUGAUGCACAGGAGAUUCUUCACUCCAGGUUUCCAAUGCCGAGAUACAUUGACACUGAACAUGGGGGCAGCCAGGCCCGUUUCCUGCUUUCAAAAGUCAACCCUUCACAGACUCACAAUAAUAUGUAUGCCUGGGGGCAGGAAUCCGGAGCACCUAUUCUCACGGAUGAUGUCAGUUUACAAGUGUUCAUGGAUCACUUGAAGAAACUUGCUGUGUCAAGUGCUGCUUGAAGUGCUAAACAUGUUACGGGUGUUUAAGAAGAUUAAAUAAUCGUCCAAUUUCAUUUUUUCCCUUUUUCAAUAUAUCUGUGGAAACCAACAGGGAUCUCUCUCUAGACUUUAUUUUAUUCUAGUAUGGUUUGAGACAACAUAUUGAAAAACAUUCACGUUUGCAGGUUAAGCUGGAAUAUAAUGAGAGCAAUAAGAACAAAUUUAUUUUGCUUGCCACAGUAUUAUAACCAGUUUUAGAAAUUUGGGGUCUUUAUAACUGAAUUAUGUUUUAAAGUAAAAAUAGAGUCUGCUAAAUAUCUCACUGUAUAUCGCAGACAAACCCAAAGUUGCACUGAAUGUUCAUGGUGACAUUUAAAAAACUUGUUUCUUAACUUUAGUCAGAAAGUAAAGGAAAAAAAAAGUAAUGAUAAAUGUGAACAUUUUUGUUUACUCCUUUUUUUUUUUUUUUGAUUUUCAGCACUACGUAUACGCUUUUUCUGUACUUACUCUGUUAAGGCAGUUUUAUUUUUCUGAUGAUUUGUUUAGGAAUUAUUGGACUUUAUAACGGUAAUUUUCAUGAAGAUAAUUUAAUGUUUUUGGUUAUUAAGAAAAAUAGUUUAAAGAUGAAAAACUUGGGGGUAAUGAUUCCACAACUGACAAUAAAUGUGGAAUUUUUAUAAAGUACCCAACUUAUGUGACUAAACAUGAAAAUUUUCUUAAGGGGACAUAGAAAAUAAAUCAUUUUGUCAGCAUGCAGAGCAAGUGCACAGUGGUGAGUAAGCCUUCAGGUAGAGUGACUAUUGUAACUACUAAACCAAAUUUGGCGUUCGCUUCAUGGUUUGGUUGUUUCCCCUUGUUUUUCUGAGGUAAAUUUUGCAUUGUAUGCUUCAGUAUUUUAACACUACUUUGGGAGUUUACACAUUUUGUUUCUGCUUCCUUUUUGUGAAAUUUAUUAAGUUGGGUUCAUAUUGAAACAGUAUUACAAGGUUGUUUAUGUAACAUGGUGAAGCUCAGUUAUAUUUUGAUUUAUUCAUUUGUAUUAUUCACUUUUGCCAUUUAAAGUUUACUUAUAGCAAAUAUGUUUACAUUGCUAAAGCCAGAUGUGUUUUGACAAUGAAAUUUAUGUAUCAAGUACUGCAGAUAAAAAGGUGGUGCUUUUAUAUGCUUAGAAGGACAGAUUUGAUGAUUGUAUUUGCAUGAACACAAUCAGAUGAUGGCAAAACAUAAACUUAAGAAAAAUGGUUUAUACGUUUUAUUCAAUUAGUUUAAAUAAAUUGCUUCAUUCUGUUUUAUUUGAAUUGGAUUGUGCUAGGCCUAAAUGCCAAUAAAAUAUACUUUCUCUGUU
Molecule: messenger RNA, 3812 nt
Organism: Nycticebus coucang (slow loris)
Lineage: Eukaryota; Metazoa; Chordata; Mammalia; Primates; Lorisidae
Gene: SEC23A
Product: SEC23 homolog A, COPII coat complex component
Exons: 20
Coding region: 191-2488 (765 amino acids)
Biological process (GO): endoplasmic reticulum to Golgi vesicle-mediated transport; COPII-coated vesicle budding; intracellular protein transport
Cellular component (GO): endoplasmic reticulum exit site; COPII vesicle coat
Molecular function (GO): GTPase activator activity; zinc ion binding
Source: RefSeq, a predicted model, not a curated record